This is a messenger RNA of Rattus norvegicus (Norway rat), 14941 nucleotides long. It is a transcript of the gene Kcnc4, whose product is annotated as potassium voltage-gated channel subfamily C member 4. Lineage: Eukaryota; Metazoa; Chordata; Mammalia; Rodentia; Muridae. Gene Ontology annotation, cellular component: axon terminus; voltage-gated potassium channel complex; membrane. Gene Ontology annotation, molecular function: monoatomic ion channel activity; voltage-gated potassium channel activity. The record is from RefSeq and is a predicted model, not a curated record. Gene Ontology annotation, biological process: potassium ion transport; forebrain development; monoatomic ion transport.
CCCCGGGGGGGUGGGGUGGGGGGGAGGCAGGGGCAGAGCCACUCUGCAGAAGGGGCCGCCACCACCUCCUGCCUCCUCCUCCUCCACCACCUCCUCCUCCUUCUCGUCUCCUCCCCCUCCCCGUUCUGACGCUGCCUCCUUGGGAAGGGUGUUUGGAGGGCAGCGGCCGCCCCAAGCCGGAGCCCCGCAGCGCUUCUUAUGAUCAGCUCGGUGUGUGUCUCCUCCUACCGCGGGCGCAAGUCGGGGAACAAGCCUCCGUCCAAAACAUGUCUGAAGGAGGAGAUGGCCAAGGGCGAGGCGUCGGAGAAGAUCAUCAUCAACGUGGGCGGCACGCGACAUGAGACCUACCGCAGCACCCUGCGCACCCUACCGGGCACCCGCCUUGCCUGGCUGGCGGAUCCCGACGGCGGGGGUCGGCCAGAGUCGGAUGGCGGCGGUGCAGGCAGCAGCGGCAGCAGCGGCGGCGGCGGGGGCUGUGAGUUCUUCUUUGAUCGGCACCCGGGUGUUUUUGCCUAUGUGCUCAACUACUACCGCACGGGCAAGCUGCAUUGCCCCGCAGACGUCUGUGGGCCUCUCUUUGAGGAAGAGCUCACUUUCUGGGGUAUCGAUGAGACAGAUGUGGAACCCUGCUGCUGGAUGACCUACCGGCAGCACCGCGAUGCUGAAGAGGCACUGGACAUCUUCGAGAGCCCGGACGGGGGCGGGGGUGGCGCAGGGCCCGGCGACGAGGCUGGAGACGAUGAGCGGGAGUUGGCCUUGCAGCGCCUGGGCCCCCAUGAAGGAGGCUCUGGCCCUGGUGCUGGGUCCGGGGGUUGCCGUGGCUGGCAGCCCCGAAUGUGGGCGCUCUUCGAGGAUCCGUACUCAUCCCGGGCGGCCAGGGUGGUAGCCUUUGCCUCUCUCUUCUUCAUCUUGGUCUCCAUUACCACCUUCUGCCUGGAGACCCACGAGGCCUUCAACAUUGACCGAAAUGUGACGGAGAUCCACCGGGUAGGGAAUAUCACCAGCGUGCGCUUCCGGCGGGAGGUAGAAACAGAACCCAUUCUUACCUACAUCGAGGGCGUGUGCGUGAUGUGGUUCACUCUAGAGUUCCUGGUUCGCAUUGUGUGCUGCCCUGAUACGUUGGACUUUGUCAAGAACCUGCUCAACAUCAUCGACUUUGUGGCCAUCUUGCCCUUUUACCUGGAGGUGGGAUUGAGUGGCCUGUCAUCCAAGGCAGCUCGAGAUGUGCUGGGUUUCCUGCGUGUGGUGCGCUUUGUACGCAUCCUGCGGAUCUUCAAGCUCACACGCCACUUUGUGGGGCUGCGUGUGCUCGGCCACACACUCCGGGCCAGCACCAACGAGUUCCUGCUGCUUAUCAUCUUCCUGGCCCUGGGUGUGCUCAUCUUUGCCACCAUGAUCUAUUAUGCUGAGCGAAUCGGGGCCAGGCCAUCUGACCCACGGGGCAAUGACCACACCGACUUCAAGAACAUCCCCAUCGGUUUCUGGUGGGCUGUGGUCACCAUGACAACGCUUGGCUAUGGGGACAUGUAUCCUAAGACAUGGUCAGGAAUGCUGGUGGGUGCGCUGUGUGCACUGGCUGGUGUGCUAACCAUUGCCAUGCCUGUGCCUGUCAUCGUCAAUAACUUUGGUAUGUACUACUCCCUGGCUAUGGCCAAGCAGAAGCUUCCCAAGAAACGAAAGAAGCAUGUACCACGGCCACCCCAGCUUGAGUCACCCAUUUACUGCAAGUCUGAGGAGACUUCACCCCGGGACAGCACCUACAGUGACACCAGCCCCCCUGCCCGGGAAGAGGGUAUGGUCGAGAGGAAACGAGCAGACUCCAAGCAGAAUGGUGACGCUAAUGCGGUGCUGUCCGAUGAGGAGGGAGCUGGCCUCACCCAGCCCCUGGCCUCGGCCCCCACCCCUGAAGAGCGUCGAGCCCUGAGACGCUCAGGCACACGGGACAGAAACAAGAAGGCAGCUGCCUGCUUCCUGCUCAGUGCUGGGGACUAUGCCUGUGCUGAUGGCAGUGUCCGGAAAGAGUAAAUGCUCAAUGAAAUGUUUAACCAAAUGAAUAAAUAACAAGAAAGAAAGAAGCAAGCAUAAGAAAACAAGAUAAAGAAGGAAAAAGGAAGAAGAGUUGAAGAACUAAUGAAAAAUAGAGGAUGAAGAGGAUGAAGAGGAGAGUCCUUAUCAGUCAGGAGGGCUGAAAGUGAGGCUGAGAAGAGGGAAGGAGAACUCUGGGACCCAGCUGCCUGGUCCAGCAUUCACCUCUAGCCAGUACUGCCAAGAAUCUUAUUCUUCAUGAAACCCCAAGCCUCAUGGUCCUGCCUAGGCCUCAGGUGGGAUGGCAGGGUGCUUUGGUUCACUGACCAAGAGGGGUUUCCCACUGUCGGGUCAUAUACCCUGUGGUUGUAGGUUGUAGGAAAACCUUUGUAGAGACAAGAAACCAAGAUUCCUUAACCGGAGCUCAACUCUACUUCUGAUCUUGGAAACCAGCUUUGCAUCGCUUCCUUCUGUCCUCUGUAUCUAGUUCUCUGGCCCUGUGACUUUCAGAGUCCUUAUUAAUCAGUGGUGAAAUGUUCACAGCAAACUAACCACUGACAGACUCCUUUGUAGACUCUAAGACCCAGAGGCCAGGCUUAGAGGUGACUGCCUCUACCUCUUCUUUAAGUCCUAGGCAAGCCAAUGACCUCUCAAGAAGACCAAGGAGCCAAGCCCAGGAAGCCUGGAGGCCCAGAGGCUCCUAGCUGUUCUGCAAUAGCUGUUGCCAUGGUGGCUUCCCUGGGGUGGCAGCUCCCCAGUUGCCAUAGAAAACAGAGGUGUGUCUUUGCACCACCACCAUCAUGGCUGCCUCUGUGGAGAAGCAGCACUUUCCUGAGCCAUCAGUCAGCCCAGUGAGUAGUCAGUGCACCUUACAAUGUCUGGGGAACAGUCUCACCCUGACAUCUUGUGAUAUUAGUGUAGCAGCAGUCCCUCUGUCCCCUUAGGGGACAGCACUGUUUAUACUCCUGGCAAGCCCACUUGGGGAUGUCAUUUCUCUUAGGAUCCCACUAGAGGUAGCAACCAGAUCCCAGGAAACCUGGGCAGGAUGGGGAGGGAGAAGGCCCCAGGGAAACCGUUCUCUUUUUCUCUCUGGACCUCAGUGCUGAAUUGUGACAAGCUGAAUUUCCCUACACACGGUUGAAAUGUUAGUUUCUAGAAUGCCCCAUUUCUUCCGGCUUCCCACCUCUUGGCUAAGGCACUCUGCCUUCCUCCUGCUGCUGCCUUCUCCUUGCUCCCUUUCAUGACGUUUCCACUAAGUUUACUUGAACUUCACCAUCUAAUCUAGGAACAAGAAAAUGUUAAUCAUCCACAUUCCAGCAUGAAUUAGAGUCUGUGUAUGUUUUAUUUUCCAGGAGAUAAAAUUGCAAGACUUCUCACCGUUCAGAGCAAAAACCUUAUUGUAUCAUAGAUUGUAGCACCAAAGAGCCGGAAGCAGGAUAGGCUUUUGCUUGUUUGUUUUUGUUUUUUAAAUCUAAAGAAGGCAAAUCGUCCUUGCAUGGGUAAAAUUAGAGGACAGGUCUCCACGGGGAUUUAUUGCCUGGCUCUGAUUAACCACGAAACAAGCGAAGGCGCUUAGGCUGUAGUUCAAGAUUAGAGAGCUUAUGUAGCAGCAUUCAAAAGACCCGGAGUUCAACCCCCAGCACUGAAUUAAGCUAUCAGAACACUGAGGAGUAGUAUCUGCCUUAGUCUAAAAGAUCCUUCUCCUUUUUGGCCCCUCCCACAUACUGGUAUUGAGUCUUUUUCCUGGUAAGCUUCCGAGUCUCUCAAGGCUCACGAAAGUAUCAGCUCUGAGAGUCCUUCCAGAGCUCUCCCAGGGCCUGCUCUUCACGUGUGCACAAUAAGCACUUUGCAUACUUACCACAGUGAUGACAUCUUGCUUGUUUACUAACCUAAGCCUCUGCUUAGGAGCUCACAGGAGAAUGGCCUGUGAAUGAGUUGGCCGCCCACUGUUGACUCCUGUCAACUUGUGUCUUUUGCCUCUGUCAUUCCAGCUUACAUCUGUGUCUUAGAAUUUCUUUAGCGCCCCACCACCAAGUCCAUGCCCUCUCCCAUCCAUUGUUCUCAUCACAGCCCUCCAGCUCCUGGGCUCUAAAUAAUUAAAGCUUUUUGUUUUCCUUUCUGGGGUUAGUGACCUUGAAUCUGUACAGUCUGCUCAGGACAGCCAGAGGCUUGUGUCCUGGGCCAUUUCCCUCCAGCCUUCUUCCUUCUCAGUCUUCACGGUGAACAUUCUGUGCCUCUUUCUCCCCUCAGCUCUCACUCAGUAUGUAGUUUGUACUUUGGACAAAGAGCCCUGCUGAAGAAGUGAGUCACAGAAAGGGAGGCCUAGAAAGGGGAGCAGUGCUCUGUAGGGUCCAAGCCAGGUCCUUGAUGCUGCUGAGCCUCCACAUUUGUGAAGUUGGGGUGAACCCACAGAAACAUCACAUCACCCAAAGUGCUGAGGUAAAUUAGACUCUGAACAGGUCCUCUGAGAUCAUGUAAAGCAGGAGCUGGCGUGAAGGGCUCCCAAUUCCCUGAACUUUUAGGGAUGUGGGUGUUCUAUGGUCAGACGCAAUUGCCUCAGAAAGCUGGAGAACACAAGUCCCUUUGAUUGAGUACUAACAACAAGGAAAGCAAGUUCUGUGCUCCGUGCAGGCAGUCACUCAUCUGAGCAAUCUCAUUCCAGACAAGAAAAGCAGAACGAGAGGUAAACUGCAGGUAGAUUUCAUGAGCUCAAAUUCAUUUGGGCUGGUUCUGGUCUUGUGCACCCAUCACUAAGUCUGUGACCAGACUCAGCCAUGGGUUUCACUCAAUAUCACCACUACUAUCAAUCCACACUGGCUGUAUCCAGCAAAUUCUAAUGCAACCAUUUUUGUUGCUUGGGAACUCUAUGGCAUUGGGCAAAUGAACCCCCCUGAAUUUGGCUCCUUCUCUAAGAAACCCUGCAUCUCAGAGUCUAUUGGGAGGAAGAGAGAGAUGGAAUGUGUGAAAACCUGGACAGACCCAGUCAGCAGAACAGUGACCAAUAUAUGUCCUUGGGGAAACUAGCCAGGGGAUAAGGUUUCAGAUCUGAUUUCAACAAUAAAAAGUACCAGAAAUGAUUUCUCCCAAAUCCCUUGCUAAAACUAUCUAGUGUGGGAUGAUGAGAUGUAUGUGUCCAGUUUGAGACCAGGCCCUGGGACAUUAAUAUCCAUGAGGCUCCUCUUUGGUACAGACAUUUCCUUCUUAGUGACCCAGAGGCAGGAUAAUAUGUGCUUGCUGUCCAUGAUGCCACCUGCUUCCUGGACUAUGUCCAUGGUUAGGGUAACUCAGCCCUAAUUUUAACAAGCUGCUUUUUAUCUCUCCUCUAAGGCCAAAGGCUUGCCUACACCACACACACACACACACACACACACACACACACACACACACACACACUCACACAUACUGAAAGUAGAGUUGGGGAGACAGUGGGGUGGGAGAAAGCACAGGACACAUUGGAAACAGAUGCUACAGUUUGGAUCUGUAGUUUCCCUAAGUCCUGGUCCCCUGUUCAAGGUGCUAUAUUACCUGGCAACAGAACCCAGAAGACAUAAAGAAGACAUAAGGCCUAGUGGGAAGAAGUUAGGUUCCUGGGGGAGUGGCAUUAAGGAGGAUAUGGGAGUUCUAGUCCUUUCUCCUCCCUUUUCUUUUGGGCCUCCAUGAAGUGAACAGGCCUAGCCCUGAGUAGAUGCCAGUUCCACCUUUCUAUCAGUUCACACGGCCUAGUGUUGCUCUGCUGUGUGUUCCUGCCACGAUGGACUGUUUGUCCACGGUCCCCAAAUGACAGAACCUAGUGGCCAUGCACUGAUGCCUCUGAAACCACAAGCCAAACUAUCAGGCCUCCUACUGAGAUGCUCAUCUCAGGUAUUUGUUACAGUGACAGGAAGCAGACCAAAAAGUCAGGAGUCUAGAAAUGGAGAAAGAGGGGGAUGGGAGCACAGAAGAUAGAGAAGAGGGAAGGAAGGAAGAAGAGAGGGAGGGAAGGAGGCAAAGGCAGAGAGACAGGAAGAAGGCCUGACUAUUGAAGGCCAAGACUAUGGAAACUAAAAUGAACCAAACAAUCUAGAAAUAGAAUCACUGGGCAAAUCCCACAUGUUCAUCUGCUGAGCAAAUGCCCAAAUGGGCAGAGCAGGCACAAUUUAAGGAAGACACGGAUCAAAACCUCAGAGGUAGGUCAGUCUUGGAAGUAUACAUUCCAUUCUGGCAUGAAUUAAUUGGGGCUCUUUUUUAGGGGAUGUUUUCCUCAUGUAAUCAUUACUUUUAACAGGCUGGCUUAUAAGAGAGUUAGCCUGACACCACCUAUCUUUGGCAAGUGUAAAGUUACUUUAAGACCAAGACUAUUCUGGGUUUUUAUUCUAUGUAUGGAUGCUGCUGGCUGCAAGGGGAAAGGAUUUUUUUAAAAAUAUAAUUUUAUGUGUAUCCGUGUUUUGCUUGCAUAUAUGUGUGUGUGUGUACCAUGUUCAUGCCCAGUGUCUACAAAAACCAGAGGAGUGCAUCAGAAGAUAGUUUUUGGAUCCCUUAGAACUAGAGUUACAGACAUCUGUAAGCUGCCAUGUGGGUCAAACCUAGGUCCUCCACAUUGGUACCAAGCGCUCAGUUUGCAGACAGCUCAGCAGGCUGGAGUGCCCUUUUCAGAUAGAUCAGUUGGUCUGAGCCUUUCUCAGGCAGGUCAGCUGGUCUCUCUGCUUCUAGGCAGCACCGUGACUGCUCUCUGCUUCCUACGGGCUGUUCAUCUUGCCUGGACCUCUUAUAGAGAGCUCAGUGCCUCUUCUAGGCAGCUCUGCAUUUCUCCCAGACUAUCUUUCAGAAGUCCUUACUGUCUAUACACACACUUAGGGAGGAAGAGAGAGACCUAGUAAAUCUGAUCAGUUUGGGGGAGGUCUUUUUUAAAAAAUCAAAAAGGGUUAUACACUGCAUAGACUUUGAAGACAGCCAUCCUUGGGUGAUAGUUUUCCAUCUACUCCUAGAUGAUUUUGUUUCUUCACUGUUGUUGUUGUUGUUGUUGUUGCUUGUUUGUUUUCUUACAGUUCAGCUCAGGGCUUCUUGGAACUAACUGGACAGGACCUUAAACUCUAGCCUGGCUUGUACCCAGGCUGUGUGAUCUUUGGCAGUUAACAAACGAGCUACAGCUCCCUCCCACUUGUCACUGAGGGAUAGGGCUGUCAAACCUCAUAGAUCCUUGGGACUUGAAUGAAAUCCCAUACUUACAACUGAGCUCAGGAACUGAUGAUCAUGAAGCCUCCUGUCCUUCUCAUGUCUUCCCCUUCAUAAACUAGGACAGGGUGAGUGAGCACAGUUACCCACACCCUGCCCCCCAAGGGCUGGGGCUGGGUGUUUAAGUCUGGUUGGAGGUGGGAGAUGGAGGGACCAAAGGUCUCGGCAGAAAUGCUGGUGGUGUAGGUGGCUGGUAGAGAGGCAACUGAACGUGCAUGUGGUAUUUGGAACACAACCGGAGAUCCCACUGCAUUUUGGCUUUAACCAACUAUUUGACAUUUUUGUGGAGCUCAUUUCUAAACAUGGAGCUGGGAGCUGGCAGGCCUGGCUCCAUUCCCAAGUUCCAAUUCAGUAGCCUCUGCUUCUCUGGGCUUUCGUUUUUCUCUCCUCUCCCCAUCAUCAGAAGGCAUUUCUGUGAAACCCAGCCGCAAUUGGUUCAUAGCAAAAAGUGUGGAAACCGAAGCAGGGGGAGUCUCAUCUCCAAGGAGAUGAGAUGAGCACUUCCCUGAUUCCCCUGGAUGGUUGGUCUUGCAUAUGGUAAUUGCGUAGCCCAAGGGACAGAAGGACCCUAACUCAUUCAACUAGAGCCUGCUGCCUACCCAACACCAGCUCUCCAAGCAUCUGGCUAAAGACCCAGCCCUGCCCCCACGAAUGAGCAUACAGGAGAGUCAGCUGACCACAGAGCAUCAUCAAAUCUCCCCCACGCUGCCUCUUUUCAUCCUGGUAGCUACAGGUUCUAUCCUACCAAUGCCUGUUCUGUGCCCAUGUACUGUUUCUCCUGUAGGACUAGCAGCAAAACGAAUUAGUGUCCUACUGAUGUUGAUAGGGUGGGAGACCCAGGAGAAUAUUGCCAAGAAUUGAGACGUUCUUGGUUCUUCUUAUUCUGUGUGAUCUAUUCCAGCUUUACCUACUCCCCUUUGGCCUGCUUCUUCUAGAAGCUGAGACCAGUGAUUUAGAGAAUGCUUGUAAAGGACUCAGGGCAAGAGAACUCCAAGUCACCUCUUAUCUGCUCUUUCUUGCUUUGAGCGAGUUAAUGCCAGACUUGGGUGGAUAUUCAUAUCUCACAUGAACCUGACCUAAAGGCUGCCUGAGAUCAACCAUGAGGCCACCGGUCAUCACGUCGCCUCCCUCAGUCCCAGGAGUCUUUGUUCACUGGCGACCUUGGAAAUCACUUUGCCCCAUCUACCAAUGCUUUCAUCAUCCUGGAUGUGGACAUCAUCUCUGUCGUUUGGUGGCCAAAAACAUUUUUACCUACCAACCAUGAUAUGAAUUUUAUCCCCAGUCACAGUGGUGAUAACAAGAGGGAAAAAGUCAGAAAAGAUGUGACCAGCCAUCGGGCUCAGAGCUCCUUGAAAGAGCUUAAGAUAAGACAUGUUCUUUCCUUUCUGGAUGUACAUUGGACAUGCCACCAUGGCUUCUCCAGACCCUUGACCUCAGGUCUCAGCCUGCCUGCCAGACCUUAGUCAGUCCAUGCCUUGCCUGCUCCAUACACCCUGUUCUCCAGCCACAGCCCCCCAUCACUGUUCCUUAAACAUGUGCCCUCCCCUGCCUUAGACUCACUUGGCCUUCUGUUUAAAGUGUCCUUCCACUAUAGCCUCCACCUUGCAAACUAAAAUGUGUCCUGAUCUACGAUCUGCCCACAGGAUGUUGUGUCUUAUAGCCCUGGACAGCCACUGCUUUGCACAAACCCUGUUAGGAUCCACAGUUUAGGGUCACCUUUCCUGGAAUCUUUGUUGGGUCGUAGGAGUCUAGGAACAUUUGUUAUAAAGAACGAUCUCAAGUACAGAUGAGGCCAAGUGAAGGACUACAUUUCUUCAUUGUCAUAUGGAAGCUUCAUUUAACACAUCCACAUGAAGAUUAUUGAAUUCUCCAGAACUGUAAUUCACAGAUGGCUGUUGAGCUCUUGAAAUGUGGCUAGUGCCAUAUGCCAAGAUGACAAUAUUUUGGACUCGUCGGGUUAAAACAUAUUAUUGAAAUUUCUUUUGUGUUUGUUUUUGCUUCUUUGUGUGUUUUGGUUGGAGGUUUUGUUUCUUUUGAGAAAGGGUCUUGAUAUAUGGUUCAUAACGACCACAAACUCUAAAUCCUCUUGUCUUAACCUCCUAAGUGUUGGGAUUACAAGUGUCUGGCUUUUGGCUUUCUUUCAGUUUUGUUUUGUCCCUAGUCAGAGUCUCAUUAUGUAGCUCUGGGUAUCUUAGGACUCAUUAUGGAGGAAAAGUUGGCCUCAAGCUCACUAAGUCCAUCUGCCUCUGCCUCCUAAGGGCUGAGAUUAAAGGCAUAUACACCACAGCCAGUUUAUGGUUUCAUCAUCUGUCUGUCUGUCUGUCUUUGUUUUUGCUGCUUUCAGCAAAAACAUGACAAAAGCAAGUCUUAAAAAGGACAACAUUUAAUUGGGGCCGGCUUACAGGUUCAGAGGUUCAGUCCAUUCUCAUCAAGGUGGGAGCUUGGUGGCAUCUAGGUAGGCAUGGUGCAGGCAGAACUGAGAGUUCUACAUCUUCAUCUGAAGGCUGCUGGCAGAAUACUGACUCCCAGGCAACUACGACCAGGGUAUGAAAGCCCACACCCACAAGGCCACUCCUACUCCAAAAAGGCCACACCUUCCAACAGUGCCACUCCCUGGGCCAAGCUUAUACAAACUAUCAUGCUGUCCAUCUAUCCAUCUAUCCAUCUAUCUAUUUACCUAUUUUAUUUGGGGUAUUUUUUUUUCUUUUGGAGCUGAGGACUGAACCCAGGGCCUUGCACUUGCUAGGCAAGCGCUCUACCACCGAGCUAAAUCCCCAACCUCUUAUUUGGGUUUUUAAGACAGGAUUUCUCUGUGUAUCUCUGGCUGUCCUAGAACUCUCUGUUCAUCAGGCUGCCCUUGAGCUAAUUGAUCCACCUCCCUCUGCCUCCUGAGUGCUGGGAUUAAAGGUAUGCGCAACUGCCACCCAGCUUUCUUUGUUUGUUAUUUUAUUUAUGUGUUUUCCCUGUAUGUAUAACUGUACACCACCAGUAUACCUAAUGCAUUCAAAAGCCAGCACUGGAUCCCCUGGAACUGGAGUUAGAGAUGGUUGUGAGCUGUCGUGUAGGUGAGUUUCUGUAAGAGUAGCAAGUAAGUACUUUUAGCCAUUCUGCCAUCUCUACAGUGCCAAGGUUUUAUUUUAUUUUAUUUUUUUAAAAGGCUUCUUUUUGGGCUGGAGAGAUGGCUCCGCGGUUAAGAGCACUGACUACUCUUCCAGAGGUCCUGAGUUCGAUUCCCAGCAACCACAUGGUGGCUCACAACCAUCUGUAAUGGGAUCUGAUGCCCUCUUCUGGUCUGAAGACAGCUACAGUGUACUUGUAUACAUAAAAUAAGUAAGUCUUUUUUAAAAAGGUUUCUUUUUUUUUUAAGAUUUAUUUAUUUAUAUGAGUACACUGUUGCUUUCUUCAGACACACCAGAAGAGGGCAUCAGAUCCCAUUACAGAUGGUUGUGAGCCACCAUGUGGUUGCUGGGAAUUGAACUCAGGAACUCUGGAGGAGCAGCAGUCAGUGCUCUUAACCACUGAGCCACCUCUCCAGCUCAUGGUUUUAUUAAUGUGGUUGCUAAAAACAGCUAAUCACACUCAGGGCGCAUAUCUAUUGGAAAGUAGCUCUAGAAGAUGGACUGUCAUAUAUCAUUAUUAUUACUAUUAUUAUUACUAUUGUUGUUAUUAUUAUUAUUAAUCAAGAAACCAGACUGUGAACGUGCACAUUAACUUGAACCAUGUCUUCUGGGGUAGAGUUCCAAUGACUUCUUUCCUGUAUGAAAUGAAAUCAAUGUCACUGCCUCGCUAUUAAUCAAGUUUGUCUUAAAUGAUAAACAACGAGCAAAGCAACAGCUAUAAAAAGCAGGGUCUUUACUUGUUUCCCUCUCACACGCCAUUGCUCAAGUGACUUUAAACCAACAUUAUCAUUUUAUUGUUAAUGAACAUUUUGUUGUUGUUGUUUUAAAAUAAUAUUCGGGGGCUCUUAGUUCCUUUUUAAAUUCUUGAACAAUUUCAUAUAGGCACUAGUGAAUGUUGGUCAUUUACAACCCUCCAUUACCCUCUCUUACCAACUGCCCCCUCCCCCAGCUGAAUCCUCCUUACCAAUCAACCAAAUCUUUUUAUGAGAAUCACAUGUUUUUCCUUUUUAGAUUUUAUUUUUGGAAAUUAUACUUUGAAAAAAAAACCAAACAAUAAAAACAAAAAUUGUGCUUUGGCAGAUUUUAUCUCAGCACAGUUUUAAAGCAAAAGCUAAACGGUCACUUAAAACUGAAUUAAAGGCUCAAGUCUCCACAAAUAAAUACAAGGGAGUGAGUGGUGAAAGUACUUAUUUGGGAUUGGGGCCCAAGUUUGUACUGUCAACCAUAUUUCCCAGUAGGAUUCCUGUGAGGUUAAAGAAGAAAAAAAAAGAUGAGACCCUCUUUUAAGACCCGCACCCCAGACUCUAGGUCGUUCUCUAAUACCUGGGGCCUAGGACCCCAAAGGGAGGCUGGCCAAAGCAAGUUCUUUAUGAAGUGGGAGCUGGGAUUGGCUUCUUAUCUCUACCUGCCCCGGGGCCUAAGUGCUUGCCAAUUGUAGUGCUGCCAGCCAAGCCUAAUGCUCCUCUUGUCUAGAACCAGGCAUUUUUAUUGUUAGAGGUCACUACCAAGGUCAAGUAGCAAUGGCCACCUCAAGAGCCAGGUCAUACGGUAGUCCUGGAAAGAUGCCUUUAGGUCCCAAGUCAUGGCUAAUAGAAAAAUAUCUUCCCUUUUCCGUUCCUAAGCAUCUCCACAGUGAAGCCUGCCUUGCUUCACUGAGGCCAAAGGUGACUGCGAACCCCCUGAGGACAGAGUUUUUCAUUCGCAUGCCUGGCACCUGGUUAGCACAUGGGGUGUGCAGUAGACGUGAGUCUUCCAUUUCCUCCCUCUGCCCUGCUCCAGCACACAGCCAGCUUCCAAUGAACCUGAUCUAUGGAUUUCUUGGCCUGAAUGGAGCGCUGUUAAUCAGCGCCCCCUCUGGGAGUCUGGGCAGGAUCAGCUGAUAAUUAGGUAUCAAGCUCAGGGCUGGUGACCUUUCAGAAGUGUCACAGAGAGUCUGCCCUUGUCUACAUUCUUCAAGAGAAGAAAGAAAACAGUAAAACCUUUGCUUCUGGAGUGGAAUAAAAGCAGCAUUUUUUUUAAUUGUUCAAAUGACAACAGUGUAGAUUUACUGUCUUAACCAUCUUUAACGCACCCGGACAAUUAGUAUGUUCAAACAGUUGCACAGCUGUCACCACCAUCUAUCUCCAGAAUGCUUCACCAUCCCUAAAUGAAUUAAACAGUAAUCCCUCAGCCCCCAUGCCCCAUGCCUGCAGGACACCAUUCUACUCAAAUCUCUCAUCUAAACAGAAUUGCACAAUGAUCGUGCGUGCGUGUGUGUGUGUGUGUGUGUGUGUGUGUGUGUGUGUGUGUGUGUGUGUGUUGUGUACUCACAUGCCUGGGUUUGUGUUUUACUGGCCUUAAACCCAGGGCCUCAAAUAUGCUAGGUAGAUUCUCUACCACUAAGCUGCAUACCCAGCAAUAUGAAAAACUCCUAUUUUGAAACAGGUCUUACUAAGUUACCCAGGUUAGCUUUGAACUCUCUCUCUGAAACCCAAGCAAGACCUUGAACUUUCGGUUCUCCUGCCUGAGCUUUUAGAGAAGCUGGGACGACAGGCCUUCAACACCAGGACUGGCUUGUCUUCUUUUUCAAGGCUGAAAAAUAUUGUCACAUGUAUAGAUAAUAUUCUAUGUGUCCUUAUCCACUGGCAGGCACUUAGCCCCCCCACCAGCCCCCUUUGCACAUAUAGACAGACAGCAUUGCCAGGAACAUGCUGGACCACCCCCUGCCUAAGUCCCAGUUUUCAUCCUUUGAGGGUGAGCACUCACAAAGAAUUCUGGGACCUAUGGCAAUGCUUACUUUUUCUAGGUAAAAGUGGCAUGUCUGAGCUAUUUUAUGCAGGCUCUAAGGGGUAGUCACAGUAGCAUCUUUAACCAGCACAACAGCCCUAGGGAUGGAGAUGAUUGUCACCACUUUAUGGAAAGUAAGGUUUGAAAAAAAAAAACUGACUUGCGUCAGUGACUGACAGCAAGUUUUGAAACCAAUUCUCCUUGAUUCCAAAGCCACUGUCAUCCUGCACUGUGACACUGAGUCAUUGGAACCCUGUGUUUGAGGCCAGCAAGGAUACACUGGGAGAAACAAAGAAAAGGGGGAAAAAGGGAGUUAGUGGUGAAAACGGUCUCCAAGAAAGGGUCCCACCUUGAAGCUGUCACAAAGUAACACUUCCAUUGUCCAACAAUCAUAGCAUAGCAGAGAUUCUGUCGCUGUCAAUAACAGGGCAUAGCUCCUUCCUUUUGCAUCAAGUGAAAUAGUGUUCCAAAUUGUUUCCAGAACUUUUCUGCUGCAAGCGACCUGCCUGGUGAACUCAGGACACACAGAGGCAAAAUUCCUCUAGGACCAGGCACUUCUGGUGGUUAGCGGGAGUCCCAAACCCGAGGAUCCCUGCCCGCAGCAGCUCUCUGCUCCCAAACCCCGUGGGAGAGAGACCUCACCGCCUGGUCAGGUGGGCACUCCUGAGGCUGCAGAGCGGAAGAGACCACCAACACUGCCCACCCCUGCUCACAUCCCUGGCCCAAGAGGAAACUGUAUACGACCUCUGGGUCCCCAUAGAGGAGGGCCCAGGAGCAGCAGGACCGCUGCGUCUGAGACACCGCCAGAACCAGAAGGGACCGACUGGAUAAACAGUUCUCUGCACCCAAAUUGUUUCCAGAUCCCCCACACUGGAGCACCCCAAAGCUUGAUCCUCCUAGCCGCCAGCCUACCUCCCUAACCUGGCCUCUUAGCACGAACCUUAUUUUCCCCUAGAUAGGCUGUACCCCUCUGCGGGGCAGGAGGGGGGAAAUGGAGGGUGGGGUUGGGGCUCUUCAUGUUUUUCUGUACUCUGGGCCUUCAUUGGAGAGUCCUUGUCCUUAUUGCUUUAUGUAAUAGCUCCUUAGGCAUGGUUCACAUCUACCAAUGUGUCUUGUGACUGAUACUCUCAAGAAAUAGCCAUACCUAUUAAAGAGUCUGUAAGACUGGUUGCCUGGUUAGAAAAGCGAUUUCAACCUGUGGGUUAUGACCCCUUUGGCAAACCCCUAUCUCUGAAAAUAUGUACAUUACAAUUCACAACAGUAGCAAAAUUCCAGUUAUGGAGUAGCAGCAAAGUAAAUGUAUGGUUCAAGGUUACCACGAUGUGAAGAAUUACAUUAAAGGGCCACAGCAUGAGGAAGGCUGAGAGCCACUGGAUUUGAGCGUCACGAUCUGUAGGGAGUUAGAGCAUUGUAUUUCCAGAACCAAUUAACUUGGGCUUUCUUUGCCCUCCUAGCCACUAUUCAGUGUCUGCCUCUGUGUCUGCCCCAAUAUCCUUGUGAGUAUCAGGUAAAUCUUUUAGAAGAUGUUAGCUUAUCAGACCACUGGGUUCCAUUACCCCAAAGCUAAGAAAGGCUGUCAGGACCUGGGACUAUAACUGGUGAGAUGUGCUUGCUUUCAUGUACCCCACUCAUAUAAUGUCUCCUCCUGUGGCACUGAAGAUGCCUUGAUUUAUGACUUUCUUUUGUUCUGUAACUAUAAAAGCCCGGUGAAAUGGUUUCCAUAGUUUGUGGUGUUGGGGAAACCUAUAUCCAUGUUCCCAGGCCAUCUUAAUGCCACUCAUAUUUGGGUCAAGGAUAAAUACGUUUUCGAUUCCCCUUAA